GCGCCUUGCGGUAUUCUACCAUUUUAAUCUUGCUGGGCCGGCAGCGUGCGUGAAAACUACUAUCACUGAAAGUCAGCCUUGUUUCGUUGUCUUCAACGAAUAUGCCUACUUAAAGCAGGCAGUCGCGACUGUCCGCUUAUUAGUGUGAAUCUUUGUCUUUCGGUGUGCACAAAUAAAAUUCUGGAUCUCAAACGAUCCUUUGUGAUCCACCUUGUGCUCCUUCCUCCAUCAACUUGUUCUCAAACCAUCGCUUCUUCGGCCCAAUUUAUGUCAAUAGGUGCUAAAAACGAAAAGGGGUGUAUUUUCUUUAACUUUUCUGCGGCCAGUGGAUAGGAAAAAGAUACUUCAAGAUGAACAAAGUGGAUUACAUGGAGGUCACUGUACCUAACUACUCAUAUGUCUUCAACUUUGAAGAAACAUUCAUUCAUAUGGAUACUAAGAUAUGGAUGACAAAGAAUUGGACAAAUUGUUUCUAUUAUUGUGGCAUUUAUAUGAUCCUCAUUUUUGGAGGACAACAUUACAUGUCAAAUAGACCAAAGUUUGAACUAAGAGGCAUGCUUGCAUUAUGGAACACGCUGCUUGCAACAUUUUCCAUUAUUGGAUUUACUAGGACAGCACCAGAAUUGAUUCACGUAUUAAGGCAUUAUGGGUUUUACCAUAGUGUUUGUAUACCUAGUUUUAUUGAACAAGACUGUGUGUCUGGUUUCUGGACAUGGAUGUUUGUUCUGUCAAAGCUUCCAGAGCUUGGCGACACAAUCUUCAUUGUGUUACGGAAACAGCCAUUGAUCUUUCUACAUUGGUACCAUCAUAUAACGGUCCUUCUUUACUCAUGGUUCUCAUAUUCAGAAUAUACAGCAUCAGCCAGAUGGUUUGUUGUAAUGAACUACUUUGUUCAUUCCAUAAUGUAUACUUAUUACGCUUUGAAAGCAAUGCGAUAUAGACCACCAAAGGGGAUCGCCAUGCUGAUCACUACAUUACAGUUAGCACAAAUGGUUAUUGGUUGCAUUAUAAAUAUUUCGGCUCACCAAUACCUAGAGAGUGGCCAAAUUGAUUGCCACAUUACGCGCGUCAACGUCAAACUUAGUUUGCUCAUGUACUUUAGUUAUUUUGUUCUCUUUGCUAAAUUCUUCCAAAAGAGUUAUCUAUCUAAAUCUAACAAUAAAGUAGGAAAGAAGGUUUACGCCAAUGGAACAGAAGAGUAUGACAAGCUCAAGGCUAACUAAAGCACACUAAGAUUUUUGAAAACUUUUUCUAGAGACGCUUUCCAGUAGCAUUUCUUGAAAACGCUUCCCAAAGAAUCUUUUUUCAAAGGCAUUACGGAAAUGCAUUUCAAGAAAUGCACCUUUGGAAAUUUUGUUCUUUUUUUUUUUUGUUUUUAGAAAUCUCUUAAUUUAAAGUUGUAAAAGUUGGUCGUUUGCGGUAAGAUGAACGUGGUUAUCAAAGAUGAAAAUUACUUGAAGAUAUAGCACACUGAAUUUUACAAUAAUAUUAUAUGUUGCACACUGACUUUAGUAAUAAAUUUCAUGAUGACCUAUUUAACGCGUUUGACGUUAAAUAUGUUAUUACAGAAUUAAUAUGGAGCUUGUUAGAGGCAUGUCUUGAAACUCUUUUCUAUGGAAACGGUUUCUAAAGAAAUUUCUUGAUAAACCUUUUCUUCGUAAUUGUUCUUUACGAAGUUAACAAAAGAUAGGGAUGGAACGAGGAUGGAAGCAUAUUUAAAAACCAUAAUAAAAUAACGUUUAAUGUCGAACUAUUUAGCAAUUGAAAAAGAUAUUGAACGUAGUAAGACAACAAACUCGACAUAUUUUUAUCAAAUUCAAUAUGUUUACGUUGUUCUUUUUUUCCCACGUCGUCUAAUCAAAUUUGUAAUUUUAUAAUAAAGUAAAAGGAAGGAAAAGAAAAGCAAAGAAUUGUUUCCAAAUCUCGUUCCGUCGGAAUAAUGAUAAAAGAAAAAAAGAGAAAGAAAUCGAGAAUGAAAUUUCAUUAGGCCUACCUCCAAAAUGAGCUAAGAUAUUCUUCGUAGAAAAUAGUAAAACAAGACGAUAGAUAAUAAUUGAAAAACGAAAUUGUAAUCCUAAUUCAUGACCAUUUAAGAAAGAAAAGAAAAUAAUAAAAGAAACAAAAGGGUUUAUAUUUACUAUUUUGUGCUGCUAGGGAGUAAUAAAACGGGCAGCUUGCCGACGUCCUCUAACUUUCAAAAUGGCCAGCCUUACAAAAAGCGUUUACUUUAUUCAUUUCUAAAUAUUUACAUCGCAUAAUUUGUUUUAUAUGAAACUUUUGUAUAAAUUGUCAUUUAUGUGUAUUCAUUUAUUUAAGUUGUCUAUAAUAAAAACACUUCUGUCUAAA
Messenger RNA from Frieseomelitta varia, 2346 nucleotides. RefSeq names its product elongation of very long chain fatty acids protein 6 (gene Baldspot). Lineage: Eukaryota; Metazoa; Arthropoda; Insecta; Hymenoptera; Apidae. Gene Ontology annotation, molecular function: fatty acid elongase activity. Gene Ontology annotation, biological process: sphingolipid biosynthetic process; very long-chain fatty acid biosynthetic process; fatty acid elongation, monounsaturated fatty acid. Gene Ontology annotation, cellular component: endoplasmic reticulum membrane. The transcript has 3 exons. The record is from RefSeq and is a predicted model, not a curated record. Bases 351 to 1223 code for a protein of 290 amino acids.